AUGGUUGCCUUCAAGCGAUUCUUCCAUGCGGAGAAAUCUUCGCCGGCAAAUUUGGACGGCCAAGAAGCUCGGGCAGGCAGUCUAGGAGGCGAUGAUCACGGCUUGCCCAACAUGAAGACAUCCCGGCGCAUGGCCGCGGGAGCUCAUGACCAGACGCCUGCAGAGCAGUGUGAAGUAACGCACACUCAGCUACAGUCAAGGCCCCUAUCCUCUCGUUCGCAUGCGCCUCCAUCUCGGGCAUCAACUCGCCCUCCGGGGAAGGUCACCCGGCACGUUGAUCUGCUUGAUGCUUUGUUCUCCUCGCACCGGUAUCAUAUCCAAAGCAGCAGCACCUUGUCGCCGAUCACACCAUACAAUGAAGACAUAGCCGAACGGAACAUGGCUCCCUUCUUAAGAGGACUGGCGCUCAAAAACGCCUACUCGCAUCCGGUCUCAAGUCUGUAUCAGGAAGACGUAGCAGACCGGAAUAUCUCGAGUAGAGGCAGCAGUCGCUCCAUUCCCCGCAGUACUAGCUCGCGCUCUCAAGCUACACCACCUCGUUCCCGGCAGGGAUCACAGAGGUAUGUAGAUAAUACUAGGGAUCGUCCGCAGUCACGGGGGAAAAGCACGCGGUUGGCGCGGUCAACCUCUCCGGAGAGUUCGGUCUCUGUACCUCAAUUGCGUACUGAGGAGCGCCCUGGCUCUUCGAGGGAAGGCGCCUUCCAGAGAAGCUCCCUGCGAUCUCAACGGUCUGCCCCUGACUUGCUGGCUGAACGGAUCAAUACGCCUAGGGAAGAAUCAGUUUCGGGUUCAAAUGGAUACUUGGGCAUCCCUCCUGCUCACAAACAAGGCGACAAGUGGAGCAAUACGCCCCUACCUGAUAGCCCAACACUACCACUAUCUAUUGGUAGUGACAGUACGAGCGAGACUGAAUCCUUUCAGGAUACACAGAGCACUCCAGCAUCCCCUCGUCAAGGAAGCAAGAAGAACAUCCGAGACCUUUCUAUUAACACAAAGCUAGCAGCUCGAGGAAGUCCAACUGCGAAAAUUGCACAUCGGGCGAUACAGCCGCCUACUCCCAGUGCUGUCGAUCCCAAGCAAGCUCCUAGCAUUGCGGAGGUUAUGAACAGCCCUCUCCCUGUGGGAACACCAACAUCCAUCGCCUCCAUGCCUCCGUCCAACGACAAAGUCAUCGAGAUUAUGGACAUGUUCAGGCAGGCUUUUGCUUCGACCCAAGAGGUCACACCACACCCUACCUUUGAGAGUCUCCAAGAUGCUAUUGUCAGGGAGAUCAAUUCUCACGAGGCCUUUCAGCGCAUUUCCUUCCCCACUGAACCCUCACUCACUCCUUCGCCGUCUCAGGAAUCCUUUGACAGGGCUCCUCAUGUGCCAUUGUGCCCCGCGCCUGGUUUGGAACGGAGCUCCUCUUCAAAGGAAGGACAAUUCUCGAAACUCAUCCGCAAAAGCUCCUUCAAAAAGCACAAGAGAACUCCUGAGCAGCGCAGAAGCAUCUCCACGAGCGUUCCCGUGACGACUCUCCGGGCCACACAGACAACAAGUCGACGCAGGCACACUGAUGCUCCUCUCCCCUCCCCAGGAGUUCUCGGCAACAGGGAGACGAAGCAGCAAAAGAUGGAGAGCCCUCAGGAGGAAAUGACCUACAUGGAUCUACUUCAAUCGUUCCGCCAACCUCCAAGCAACUCAGGCCGCACUGUAUCCAUGAGAACCAACUCGUCUCAUGGCAACCUAACGAACAUGAGCGGUGCCCCAUCAGUCCUCCGCAUGCGCGCGCAAGCCUCCCCAGUUAGAAUUAGCCAGAUCAGCUACUCAGAAGACGACAGCGACGACGAAGAAAUCAUCCAACUACCCAGCGUUGGCGGGACACCGCACGUCUGCAUCCAGGGUGUCGAUCAGAACAACGUCACCUACAUGGCUAGAAACACGACUCCGCGCAACGCCUACCGCCUCAUGAACUGGCCGCGGAAAUCAAGUCCCAAUGCGUACAGCAAAAAUGCCCUUUCCAGCGAGCGGAUCCCUUCGCGAACUUCGUCCAGAAAUGGACAGCAGUUCUAA
Molecule: messenger RNA, 2052 nt
Organism: Aspergillus tubingensis
Lineage: Eukaryota; Fungi; Ascomycota; Eurotiomycetes; Eurotiales; Aspergillaceae
Exons: 1
Coding region: 1-2052 (683 amino acids)
Source: RefSeq, a predicted model, not a curated record